Molecule: messenger RNA, 1909 nt
Organism: Esox lucius (northern pike)
Lineage: Eukaryota; Metazoa; Chordata; Actinopteri; Esociformes; Esocidae
Gene: ccdc3a
Product: coiled-coil domain containing 3a
Exons: 3
Coding region: 490-1365 (291 amino acids)
Biological process (GO): negative regulation of gene expression
Cellular component (GO): extracellular region
Source: RefSeq, a predicted model, not a curated record
UGAGAUCUUAGAGGAUGAACAGGCUUUGAGGAGACUUCAGGAAAAGUCUUUGAAUUGGGCAAGUUUGCUUUGCACAGACCACGGAUAAUGCCCAUUUAAACACUGGAUCAUAACAUUGCAUAGGAUUAUCUGUCUGUGGAUAUACUUUAAACUCUUUGUCUUUAACGGAAUUAGCAGCUUACACACGGACCACUGUUCAAUGGGACCCAGAGGACAAGUAGGGAGCUUGUCUAUUUGUCUUUGUGAUCUAACAAUUUACAUCCAACUUUUACUGGAACCAGUCAAGUUUUAAUUGACUACCAUUUAGUACAAUUUUAAGUCUAUAUUCCAAUAACAUUAUCACUGGAUACAAAAACAACACAUUUUUAUUGUAAAAAGUUGGAUGUAUUUAAAGAAAACUUAAGUGUAUUAAGGUCCAAGUGGUGUAACGUAGGCUAUAACAAGAGUUUUCCAAAGUGAAAAAAACGAAUUCCGCGCUCUCCAGGCAAAAUGAUCUUUGCGUCAUUGCUUAUCGCACUUGGCUACAUGACGAGCUUUGCGCGAGGAUGCCAACUGCCCACCGAGUGGCGUCCACUAAGUGAGGGAUGCCGCGCGGAGCUAGCUGAGAUAAUCGUAUACGCGAAGGUUCUGGCCAUUCACCGGGAACAGUAUGGCGGGGCAGAGGGCCUCUACAAUUCCCUGCCGUUCCCGUUUGGGUACGGCUACGAGGGUGCAGAGAAAGGGUUGCUCUACUCUGCAGAGGUGGAGCUCGUAUGCGACCAGGCGUGGGGCAGCAUGCUGGAGGUGCCCGCUGGCUCGCGCCUCAACUUGACAGGGCUCGGGUAUCUCGCUUGCCAGUCUCACACCGUGAUGGAGAACUACUCGUACAUCUUCUUCUUAAGGAUGGAUGAGAACUACAACAUCCUGCCUCAUGGGGUCAACUUCCAGGACGCCGUCUUCCCAGACACCUUAGAGAACCGCCAUACGUUCUCCAGCUUGUUCCAGUUCUCUAACUGUUCCCAGAGCCAACCCCUCCAGACCUUCAGUCCUGAAUGGGACCCCCAGGAAGACAGCCGGCUCCUGUGCUCCUCGGUGCAGGGGGCUCUGUUUGAGGAGGAGGAGAAGAGCAAAAAGCUACAAGAGCGCCUGGCCCAACUGGAGAGGAGGAACAGGCAGCUGAAAGAGCGCGUCCGGAAGGUGAAGCGCUCCCUCCGGAACGCCAGGAAGAGCCAGCGUGCGGCGGAGCAGGAGAAGCAGGCACUGGAGGAGAGACUGAGGGCAGCAGAGAGGCGAGCUGGGCACCACCUCAACACCAUCGCGCAGGAGGGCACGCCCACCAGAUACGCGCAGGCCGUGUUGCGCCGCACGCCACACAAACCGCUUUAGCCUGGACUAGACGCUGUUGAAGGCUGCUGGGCAGUCGUUCUAAGUCAUGUUGUUCACACACACACUCAGACAUACACUUAUAGACAUAUGCAAUUAUAUAUAUAUAUAUACACACACAUACACACACACACACACACAAAGAUGAAAGCUGUGCUCAUUUCAUAUUCAUCCAUAAAUGCUGUAGUUCCUACACAUGCUAUAUAAAGAGGGCAUACAGAAACACUCGAAUAUCAUAGGGGAUUUCCACGAGUGAAUUAAUACAGAGAAUGACAGAAAGAAUGAGAGAGAUUGUUUAAUAUGGGCCCUCAUCCUGGCCAACCGCUGACGGAAAGACGGAUGAAAAAAGCCUAGAGGUGACGGAUGAGUGAAUGAAUGAAGUGAAUGGAGGAGAGGAAGUGAGAUUGUUCAGUUUGCUAGAUGUGUCAGUGGGCAAUAGAGCCGUGUAUUUUCUGUUGAUGUCUGAGCGUCAGUGCUACCAAAGAGUGUGUCCGUUGCUAUUAUUUUUUUAUAUGAAUGUAUUACUGAAGCUGCAUAUAAACUCCAA